Molecule: messenger RNA, 2501 nt
Organism: Talpa occidentalis (Iberian mole)
Lineage: Eukaryota; Metazoa; Chordata; Mammalia; Eulipotyphla; Talpidae
Product: X-linked retinitis pigmentosa GTPase regulator-like
Exons: 1
Coding region: 99-2255 (718 amino acids)
Biological process (GO): visual perception; protein ubiquitination; ubiquitin-dependent protein catabolic process
Cellular component (GO): photoreceptor outer segment
Molecular function (GO): ubiquitin protein ligase activity
Source: RefSeq, a predicted model, not a curated record
AUCGACCCACCCACAUCGUGCUAAGACCCACUCAGGCUCCACCGAACCGCCCCAGCCUACCUCCAGGCCCAGACAGAGGCUGACAUAGCACCCACAGCAUGGGGGAACCCAGCGAGCUGGUGCCCAAUUCAGGUGCUGUGUUUACAUUUGGAAAAACUGAAUUUGCUGAAAAUAUUCCUAGCAAAUUCUGUUUUAAAAAGUACAUACCUAUAUGUCUUUCCUGUGGAGAUGAACAUACUGCAAUUGUUACAGGAAAUAAUAAACUUUACAUGCUUGGCAGUAAUAACUGGGGGCAGUUAGGAUUAGGAACAAAGUCAACCUUUAGCAAGCCAACUUGUGUCAAAGCUUUAAAGCCUGAAAAAGUGGUAUUUGCUGCCUGUGGAAGGAACCACACCAUAGUUUCAACAAAAGGAGGCAAAGUUUAUGCAGCUGGAGGAAAUAAUGAAGGACAGCUGGGACUUGGUGACACUGAAGAGAGGAACACUUUUCAUCUAAUUAACUUUUUUACAUCUCAGCAUAAGAUUAAACAGCUUGCUGCUGGAGCUAGCACUUCAGCUGCAUUAACUGAAGAUGGAGAGCUUUUUAUGUGGGGUGACAAUUCUGAAGGGCAAAUUGGUUUAAAAAAUUUAAAUAGUGUGUGUGUCCCUCAUCAAGUGACCAUUGGAAAACCUAUCUCCUGGAUCUCUUGUGGAUAUUACCAUUCUGCUUUUGUAACAAGGGAGGGAAAACUGUAUACAUUUGGAGAACCUGAUGGUGGGAAGUUAGGUCUUCCCAAUCAGCUGCUGGUCAAUCACAGAACACCCCAGCAUGUGUCUGGAAUUUGUGAGAAGGUGAUCCAGGUAGCUUGUGGUGGAGCGCACACAGUGGUUCUCACAGAGAAAGAUGUGUACACCUUUGGCCUGGGACAGUUUGGCCAGCUGGGUCUUGGCCCUUUUCUUUUUGAAACUUUAGAACCCAAAGUUGUUGAUCAUAUUAAGCAUCAGAAAAUAAGUUCUAUUUUCUGUGGAGAAAAUCACACUGCUUUGAUAACAGAGGUGGGCCUUCUGUAUACUUUUGGAAAUGGUAGACAUGGAAAAUUAGGACAUGGACUGGAGAAUUUUACCAAUCAUUUCAUUCCUACUUUGUGCACUAAUUUUUUGAAGUUCACAGUUCAAUUGGUUGCUUGUGGUGGAUGUCACAUGCUAGUUUUUGCUUCUCCACGACAUGGUGUGUCAAAAGACAUUUAUUUCGAUGAAAUAAAUGAUUCUUGCUUACCUUCAGCAACUUCUCUACCUGUCAGUGAUCUGUCAUCAGUAAAUGUUGUGUAUAGAACUUUCUCAGCACAUCUGCAGCGAAGAAAAAAGGAGAAAUUGCCCGAUUCCAUUCAAAUGGUGCAAACACUACCUCCAAUUGAAGGUACUUCUGUACCACCUGUUGGUUUUGCCCCCAGUUCAGUUCCUUUCCAUCUUCCUACAAGUCCUUCACCAGAACAAACUAUGUCUGAAAAGUGGGACACCCUGCACUCAAUGCAACCUAAUUAUUUUCAAGAUAAAAUAACCAAAGAAAAAGAAACAAAUAAUUCUUCAGCAGCAGAUUCAGAAAGCUUUGGAGAAGCCACAGAUGUCUUAAGUAUGACACAUGUGAUCAGUUUGAAUUCCAAUGACAAGUCAUUAAAAUUAUUGCCAAUUCAAAAACAAAAGAAACAAACAAUUAAGAAACUGAAGCAGCACACAGCUCAUAGUGAAAAUGAUGAUAGUGAUGAACAUGAAAGUAAAGAGAUGUGCCAAAAUAUGAAAGAAGGGAAAACAUAUAAUCAACUUUUGGCAAAAGGAAUCUACAUGGCUCAAGCAGCUGUGGUUAUGGGAGCAUUUUCAAAUAAGCAUGUACAGAUUCCAGAGGAGCAAAAAGGAACAGAGGAUUCAAAAAGAAGUAAAUUAGAGGAGCAAAACACAGAGGCAAACGAGAAAAAUAUGGAGGUGUAUGGAGGAAAGGAAGAGGAAGUAGUGAUCUUAUUAGAUGACCGGACUGACAGGAUGGAGCAUCAUACAUUUUCAGAAAAAGAAGAAAGUGAAAAUGUCGACGAGGAAACUCAUGACAAUCUGAAAGAUGAGAAGAAAGCCAGGGGAGGCCAUAAAAAUCUUGAAGAUGAGACAGAGGAGCAAAAAAAAACAGACAACUCAGUUGAAAAAGACAAAAAGUCCAACUGGAACAAACAACAGGCCAUUUAUAAAUACAAUGAAAAUCCAAAAGGAAACAUGCAUAAAAGGAUAUGGUAAUAUGUUUUGGUUUGAACAAUAUGGCCAGUUUUGAUAUUUGUUUACACUAACAUUUUUGACAAGCCAAUUCAAAUUGUACCUCAAACUCUCCUUCAAGUGUUGCAAUAAAAUUGCAUUGAAAUCCUUCAAUAUAAAAAUAUUUUUAUAUGUGACAAAUUAAGAUAUUUCAUAGAUUUUACUAAACGAUUUUACUUCUUUGUAAUUUGAUAAGGCAGCAUUUGCAAUUGCAUGAUGCAGUUUUUUAUG